This is a messenger RNA of Brassica oleracea var. oleracea, 1077 nucleotides long. RefSeq lists its product as uncharacterized. Bases 143 to 892 code for a protein of 249 amino acids. The record is from RefSeq and is a predicted model, not a curated record. The transcript has 6 exons. NCBI's taxonomy places the organism in Eukaryota, Viridiplantae, Streptophyta, Magnoliopsida, Brassicales, Brassicaceae.
GUGGUGAUGGUGGUGCCACCUCCCGAUCUCAGUCGUCCCAUAAUCUUAUCACCAUUCUCUCUCCUUCGCUUCUGCGUUUAAGCUGAUAAAAGCCGUUAGUCCUUAAACAGCCCCUCAUCCUCAAAACGCCGUCGUUUCAGCUAUGGCGUUGAGCUCAGCUACUCUUAAACUUGCCUCCUUAUCAUUCUCGGCGAAGAAGACCAAUCGAAAUCCGUCUCUCUCAUUCACCAUCACCUGCUCAUCAUCCUUCGACGAGCCACCUAAACCUUCGCUCACCUCUUCUUCUACUCCUAAUCGCGUCUCCUCGAGCUCCGCCCCGAAAGCUCGAUUCGUCGCUCGUCAGAAACAAUCCGUCUCCGUUCGCCAGCUCCAACGACCUCUAAUUGAGUAUAUGAGCUUACCUGCGAGUCAGUACUCGGUGCUAGACGCGGAGAGGAUUGUGAGAGUUGAUGAUAACACGUUCAGAUGCUAUGUUUACACCUUCAAGUUCUUCAACUUCGAAGUCUGCCCGGUGCUGCUCGUCAGGGUCGAAGAGCAGCCUAACGGCUGCUGCAUCAAGCUCUUAUCCUGCAAGCUUGAGGGAUCUCCUGUUGUUGUUGCCCAAAAUGAUAAAUUUGAUGCUUCUAUGGUGAACCGGGUAUCAUGUGAUGGGACUCAGGAGGGGUCAUCAGAGCAACAGAUUACUUCAGACGCAGUCAUUGAGGUCAACAUCGAGAUUCCUUUUGCAUUUAGAGUCUUCCCAGUGGGAGCAAUAGAAGCGACGGGGACACAAGUUCUUGACCAGAUUCUUAGACUCAUGCUACCACGAUUCUUGUCUCAGCUCUCGAAAGACUAUCAAGCAUGGGCUUCUGGAGACACUUCAAGGCAACCUCUUGGGACCGGCGAGAUCUGAUAGUAAAGCAAAAGAUCGACCUUACCUGGUUCAGAGAAACUUAUGCCUCCUGGAGACUGGAGUUUAGCAAAUUCUCGAUCAUUUUAAAAUGUUUUAUUUGGUUAAUACGACGACAAAUGAAUUUGUAUUCUCUGGAAUAACUCUUAAACCUUCUCUAUAGAAAUGCUUGUUUGUUUUGUUUGUUC